Messenger RNA from Mycena indigotica, 1770 nucleotides. RefSeq names its product U4 u6 small nuclear ribonucleoprotein. NCBI's taxonomy places the organism in Eukaryota, Fungi, Basidiomycota, Agaricomycetes, Agaricales, Mycenaceae. Gene Ontology annotation, cellular component: U4/U6 x U5 tri-snRNP complex. The transcript is spliced from 9 exons. Gene Ontology annotation, biological process: mRNA splicing, via spliceosome. The record is from RefSeq and is a predicted model, not a curated record. Bases 1 to 1770 code for a protein of 589 amino acids.
AUGAGUGAGAAGAAACGCGCAUUCGACGGCAAUGGCGAAACCCCGGCAAACAAAAAGCUCAAAAGGUUUUGUGAGUGCUCUUCCAAGGUCAAUGGAUCCACUGCAACACCCGGGCUAUCCUCUGAAGCUCUGAUUGCUGAAAAACGAGCCGAAAUCGCUGCGAAACUUGCAGCCAUGAGAAAUCAAAACCCGAGCCUUGCGGUCGCUGUCGCAAAACCAAGUCCAUCCCCUUCUGGCGGUUCCACCACCGGGACUCCCGUUCCUUCGACCGAUGCUAUCAAUAAGCGAGUUAAGCGCUUAGUUGAGGAUGCACAUACAAGAAUGGGUGCAAAUGAUAACCCCUAUAUGUCCUUGAAAAAGAAGUCUACCUCAGCUGACAUCCCACCGCAAGGAGCUGGAUUAAAAAUGGCUGCACACCCUCUCCUUUUGGACACGACACCGGCCGCACCACAGUCAAAGAAAGACCGAUACAAGCCUAUGCAACCUAAAUUUGCCUCGAUCAAGGCCAAUGUCCGCAAUGUACCUGCUCCCCCGCCUGUCGCACCGAUUUCCGUUCCUGUCGUCGAAAAAAAUCCCUACGCAGCGUCAGCCACGUCCAAAGAUACGCUGCUCUUUGAAGGCGCACCGAAGGAACGCACAGGACGUAGUUUCAGAUUCAAUGCCAAAGGAAAAUAUGUUGCAUUAGGGGCUCAAAUGCGGCAAGAAAACCAGCUGGAGGCCCUGAAACAACGUAUCGCAGAGAGUGCUCGAAAGGCAGGAUUAGAUGGAGAUAUGGGGAUUGAGCGUGGAAUCAAGCGCACUUCUCCUCCCGACGCUGAGUGGUGGGACCAGCCCCUUUUACCCAACAAGAACUAUGCGGAUUUGGAUGAAUAUGCUGUCGAAGAAAUACCAAAUAUUCGGAGCGUGGACUCGCCGAUUACGAUCUACGUCCAGCAUCCUAUUCCCAUUCCUGCUCCUGGUGACAAAAACAAGGUUGCUUUAAAGCCCAUGAUGCUAACUACCAAGGAACGCAAGAAGAUGAGGAAACUGAAGCGUGCAGGCGAUUUGCAGGACAAACGGGACCGCGUAGCUAUGGGUCUGAUCCCACCCGACGCACCGAAAGUUCGACUUUCGAACAUGAUGAAAGUGCUCACUUCCGAUGCUGUACAAGACCCCACCAAAGUCGAGGCCCGAAUCCGGCGAGAAGUGGCUAUGCGCAAGCACACGCAUGAAAAGAUGAACGAGGAGCGUAAGCUGACGGACGAACAGCGACGUGAGAAGAUUGAGAUGAAAAAGGCUGAGGAGGACAAGCGUGGAAUAUAUGGAGCGGUGUUCAAAGUCAAGGUGCUUUCAGAUCCUGCGCAUCGAUUCAAGGUGCGGAAGAAUGCAGAGCAAAUGAACCUUUCCGGUUUGUGCAUUAUGGGUCCCAACUUCAGCAUGAUCUACGUCGAAGGUCCUGCGAAAUCCCUGAAAAAAUAUAAAAAGCUCAUGUUGAUUCGAAUUGCUUGGACCCAAGCGGCUCGACCUAGAGGCGGAGAUGAUGUAGUCUUACAGGACAACGAAGCUGACCGCGAUGAAAGUCCAGCAGCCCAAGAAGUGCAGGAGCCGGUGUCGCUGGAGGGCAACACUUGUUGGAUGGUUUGGCAGGGUAUGUUGCGUGAACGGGCGUUCCACGAGUUCAGAGUCCGCCAUUGUCAGACCGACGGCGAUGCCAAAGAGCUCUUGGGCGAUAGGUUGAGGGGAUAUUGGGACCAGGCAAAGAAUUGGAGAGAGGAAGACGAUUUAUUGUAA